This is a messenger RNA of Fusarium verticillioides 7600, 423 nucleotides long. RefSeq lists its product as hypothetical. The record is from RefSeq and is a predicted model, not a curated record. NCBI's taxonomy places the organism in Eukaryota, Fungi, Ascomycota, Sordariomycetes, Hypocreales, Nectriaceae. The transcript has a single exon. Bases 1 to 423 code for a protein of 140 amino acids.
AUGCGGUCGUGGCUCUACGGAGUUCUCAUGAUCAAUGCCAACGAAACCCUCAGUGACAGAGUCGACCUAGAAGUUCAAGCUGUCGCCACCCUCUUGCACGACCUUGGUUGGGACACAACAGAAGCGUCGCCCAUCAUCAACGCUGGCCGUCGGCUCGAAGUAGACGGGGCUUUCGCAGCGCGUGAGUUUAUACAAGAGUUCUGGCAUGAGAGGAAUGCUCAGGUGGUAUGGGAUGCGAUCGCGCUUCAUACAGAAAGGUCUGUAUCAUAUUUCAAAGACCUUGAUGUGCAGGUUGUAUCAAAAGGCAUGGCAAUGGACUUUUCAAGACCAGCUUAUGGUGUCUCGGAAGAGGAUUAUGCUGCAAUUGCCAAAGCCUUUCCGAAAAGUGAUCUCAAAGACUGUGUCAAUGACACUAUCAUCUGA